Molecule: messenger RNA, 890 nt
Organism: Setaria italica (foxtail millet)
Lineage: Eukaryota; Viridiplantae; Streptophyta; Magnoliopsida; Poales; Poaceae
Product: forkhead box protein B2
Exons: 2
Coding region: 185-616 (143 amino acids)
Source: RefSeq, a predicted model, not a curated record
GGAUGCAGUAUCACAUUAACCGUUGUAAACAUUAAUUACCAAAAUUAAGUCAGGUUUUGCUGAUUUAUAUUCAAACCGAACACCCCCUUUCGUUCUCGCAAAAGCUGGAUUUCCUUUCAAGACAGCCCGUACCAUCGCCGCCGACUCGCCGACCAUCCCCACCUCCGCCGAAAAGACAGGCACCAUGAAUCCGCCGCAACCAGGGCCCGGCCUUCCGCGCCACCAGCACGUGCUCCACCUCCACCUCGACCCCCGCCAUCACCACCAUGUCCACAUCCACCUCUGCCACCACCUCCACGGCGCCCACUCGCUCGCUCCCGCGCCGCCGGCCUGCGUCCACCACCAGAGGCAGCAGCAGCAGCAUCCGGCCCCCGUGUUCUUCCCCAACUCCAACCUGGGCGCGGCGCCCUGGCAGCCGGAGCCGCCCCCCGCCGCCGUAGGAGAGGACGUCGAGGAGUUAGAUCCCGAGCCGGGGCUGCUGGGCGCGGAGGCGGCGGAGGACGAGGAGGAGGAGCCGGUGUUCGUGCUCACGGACGAGUGGGCGGAAUUCUUUGCCAAAUCCGAGGCCAAGAGGAGGCUGGCUAAACAGCAGAAGAAGAACAAGGGCCGGAAGUGAAGUGAUUGUGUCCUUUGGCACUUGCCAGGAGAGCAGAGAAGGCGCAGGAAGAAAACCUGAGCACACGACGAUUCAGUGGGCAACUGCCAUCAACACACGCAUGAGCAUGACGCCUUGCUUUGCCACAAAGUCAUGAUACAGCUAUCUGUCUUCACGGAAUUUUUGGAUUUACAUGGUUUUGAAUCCUGUGCUGUAUUUGUUGGAACUUUGAAAAAUUAGAAAUACUAAAUGUCGACACGUAAAAGUUGCUGGCCCGCCGCGUCGACCAUCGCCA